Molecule: messenger RNA, 681 nt
Organism: Oldenlandia corymbosa var. corymbosa
Lineage: Eukaryota; Viridiplantae; Streptophyta; Magnoliopsida; Gentianales; Rubiaceae
Source: the annotation of a GenBank genome assembly
AUGACGGUGUUUCACUUCUUCAAUUGUGCGAUUUUAACGUUUGGCCCUCACGCCGUUUACUACUCCGCUACUCCCUUGUCUGAAUAUGAUACACUGGGGACAUCCAUUAAAGCUGCCGUUGUUUAUCUUGUAACUGCACUAGUAAAGCUUGUUUGUUUGGCCACGUUUCUAAACGUAUCAGAGAGUGACAGUUUUGACCCAUAUCAGGAAUUGUUGAAGGCUUUGAUUGGAUUCAUAGAUGUUGCAGGGCUUUACUUUGCCUUGACUCAGCUGACUCACAGGAAUAUCUCCCAAAAUCACAAGUUUCAGGCUGUUGGACUUGGAUGGGCUUUUGCUGAUUCUGUUCUGCAUAGGUUGGCACCCCUUUGGGUUGGAGCCAGGGGCUUAGAGUUUACAUGGGAGUAUAUUUUGCAAGGCCUAGAAGCAAAUGCCAAUCUGGUACUUAGUAUAUCACUUGCUGCUUUGGGAUCUUUGAUGUGGUUGCGGAAGAACCGGCCAAAGACUUUGAUUCCUAUCAUUUAUGCAUGUGCAGGGAUAGUCGCAACAAUGCCAUCGAUUACAAGUUACUUGAGGCUAGGAUUAGGAUGGCAAUUCCCAAAGGUAGUAGGCUUUGAACUUUUCACUUCUUUGGUGAUGGCUCUUAUCAGCUGGCAGCUGUUUUCGGCAUGUCAGAGAUCAUAA